UUCUGGCUCAGUGACCUGGUUCCCUCCUCCCAGCACAGCCGUCCCGAAGCAGAGCUCGUUCAUCCAGAGUGGAGACGUCUGAUCCAGAGCAGGGACCCCAGCUUCGGAGACAAGAUUGCAGAUCAGGAGGAGAGACCUUUGGUCUAGAGCAGAGACUCCAAAGCAUCCUCUUCCUCACCCCCCAGUCUUUGCAGCGAUGACUGGCAAAGCAGCACCUCCAGCCACAAGCCCAGCUCCAGCGGCUCCACAGAAAAAGCCGACGCCAACCCCGAAGGAAGAACCAGCACCAGCUCCAGCGCCAACCCCGAAGGAAGAACCAGCACAAGAACCGGCACCAGCUCCAGCUCCAGCCGCUGAAGAGCCCCCAGCCCCAGAGCAUCCCCCUGCUGUGGAGCAGCCCCCAGCCCCUGCAGACGAGCCUGCUCCUGUCCCCACGCCAGAAGGAACUCCAGCCCCGGAGGAAGGUGUCCCAGCACCUCCAGCUGAACCCCAAGCCCCAGCUCCUGAACCUAAGCCUGAGAAACCAAAGGCAGAGCCACCCAGCUCCCCCUUGUCUUUGUCCGUGGAAGAAGUAAGCGAAAACUCAGUUACGCUGACCUGGAAAGCGCCGGAGCAGACAGGCCGGUCGGGCCUGGAUGGAUACAUGGUGGAGAUCUGCAAAGAUGGAAGUACAGACUGGACCGGUGUGAACGAGGAGCCUUUUCUUUCCACACGAUACACAAUCCAAGACCUCAGCUCCGGUGACAAGAUCCAUGUACGGGUGAAGGCUGUCAGCGCCAGUGGUGCCAGUGUCCCAGCUACUUUGGAGCAGCCUGUCCUCAUCAGAGAGAUUCUCCAGCUCCCGAGGAUCCGCAUGCCACGUCACCUGAGGCAGACUUAUGUCAGGCAUGUUGGGGAUGCCGUGAAUGUGAUGAUCCCUUUCCAGGGAAAGCCGAAGCCUGAGGUGAUCUGGACCAAGGGAAACCAGCCUCUGGAUACCAGCCGCAUCAACAUCCGCAACACGGAGAAGGACACCAUCUUCUACAUCCGUCAGGCCCAGCGCAGUGACUCGGGCAACUACGAGCUCACUGUGCGGAUCAAUGGAGCAGAGGACAAGGCUACCCUGGACAUCCGAGUAAUUGAGCCUCCUGGACCGCCACAGAACCUGAAGUUGGUGGACGCGUGGGGCUUUAAUGUGGCCCUGGAGUGGACUCCCCCAGUGGACAAUGGGAACUCUGAGAUCAAGGGCUACGUGGUGCAGAAAUCAGACAAGAAGAGUGGGAAAUGGUUCACGGCACUGGAGCGCUGCACCCGCACCAGCUGCACCAUCUCCGACCUCAUCAUUGGCAACACCUACACAUUCCGUGUGUUCGCAGAAAAUGCCUGCGGGCUGAGCGAGAAAGCAGCCGUCACCUCCGGAGUGGCCCACAUCGAGAAGACAAAAACUGCUUACCAGCCAGAGAAGAUCCCCCAGCGGGACAUGAUGGAGCCUCCAAAAUUUACCCAGCCCCUGACAGACCGAACCACCACCCGGGGUUACAGCACACAUCUUUUCUGCUGCGUCCGGGGCUUCCCCCAGCCCAAAAUUAUCUGGAUGAAAAAUCAGAUGGAGAUAAGGGAAGACCCCAAAUACAUAGCAAUGAUUGAGCAGGGUGUCUGCUCCCUGGAAAUCCGCAAACCCAGCCCUUUUGAUGGGGGCAUCUACACCUGCAAAGCUGUGAACCCCUUGGGGGAAGCCUCAGUAGACUGCAAACUUGAUGUGAAAGUGCCCCAGUGAGGACAGAUCAGAGGGCGAGGCGAAGAUCAAGCAGGUGUGCUCCCACAGGACUUGGCUUGUUCCUUUACCCCAGGUGGAUGCUGCAGCUGCUGGGCAGCAGCAUGGCACAUGGUGAUGCUCCUGGCCAUGGUCUCUGCUGCCUGCUGGCCUCCUCCCUCCUUGGCAGUGGUUGGAGCGGGGCUGCACCUCAGCCUGCGGUGACAUGGUCCUCUCUGAAUGUGUCCUGAGCUGCGACAAUAAAACCCCAUCUGAGGGCCUUUGGUCCUAAUAAAAAAAA
Messenger RNA from Cuculus canorus (common cuckoo), 2033 nucleotides. It is a transcript of the gene MYBPH, whose product is annotated as myosin binding protein H. The record is from RefSeq and is a predicted model, not a curated record. Gene Ontology annotation, molecular function: protein binding. The coding region runs from base 197 to 1756 and encodes 519 amino acids. NCBI's taxonomy places the organism in Eukaryota, Metazoa, Chordata, Aves, Cuculiformes, Cuculidae. The transcript has 11 exons.